Caenorhabditis briggsae is the source of this 1197-nucleotide messenger RNA. RefSeq names its product Protein CBR-DNJ-1 (gene Cbr-dnj-1). Gene Ontology annotation, biological process: cellular response to misfolded protein. The record is from RefSeq and is a predicted model, not a curated record. Gene Ontology annotation, molecular function: Hsp70 protein binding. The coding region runs from base 1 to 1197 and encodes 398 amino acids. Gene Ontology annotation, cellular component: endoplasmic reticulum membrane. The transcript has 7 exons. NCBI's taxonomy places the organism in Eukaryota, Metazoa, Nematoda, Chromadorea, Rhabditida, Rhabditidae.
AUGACAGCAGACGCAAAUCGAAGUGAGUCUUUGUUAUGCAUGGAUAAAGCUCGAGAGGCUAUUAAAUCUGGAGAUACGGAUAAAGCACGGCGUAUGCUACUAAAAGCAAAAAAGUUGGAUCCUGGGCAGAACAUCGAAUUUCUAACAAAGAAGAUUGAUGAAAUGACCACAUCCUCUUCCCAAUCAUCUUCUUCACGGGCUUCAGAAGAACGAAGUUAUGCGCAUGACGACCAUUACGACGAACCGAAUCUUAGAAAUCGGAAAGCAAGAAGUCCUGUGAAGAAAAAUGGGAAAACUGAGCCCGAGCCUAAACCGCGUUCUGCGUCAAGGACACCCAAACUUGGCGUAGAUUACACUAGUGAGCAGAAAGAGUUAGUGGAACGAAUUCGCCAUUGUAAGGAUUACUACGAGAUUUUGAAAGUUGACAAGCAAGCGAGUGACGACGAUAUUCGCAAAGAAUAUCGUAAAAUGGCUUUGAAAUUGCAUCCUGAUAAGUGUAGAGCUCCUCAUGCGACAGAAGCAUUCAAAGCUCUUGGCAACGCGUAUGCUGUUCUUUCGGAUGCCGACAAACGGCGACAAUACGACCAGUUUGGAGCUGAAGCUGCGAAUGGCCACACGCCUACCACAAGAAGACGAGGAGGAGGUGGCGGUGUUUUCUUUGAGCAUGACUACGCUCACGGUUUUGAAGCCGACUUCACGCCUGAGGAAAUCUUCAACAUGUUCUUCGGAGGUGGUUUCCCAACGGAACAAGUGCGGCGGCGUGCAAGACAUGCUCAACAGCAGCAAUAUCAUCGUUACGAGCAACAACAAACUCCGUAUGGUCCACUUCUCCAAUUGCUGCCACUUAUCGCUAUUAUGGUCAUUGGAUUGUUGGCGCAAAUCAUGGUUGGAGAGCCCGCCUUUUCACUUCAUCAAACUUCGAAAUACACAGUAAAGCGUAUGACGGCUGAAUUGCGAGUACCAUAUUUUGUACGAUCGGAUUUUGAAUCUUCGUAUCGAGGACGAAUCCGACAAGUCGAACAACAGGUUGAAGAUGAUUAUAUUCAAAAUUUGAGGAUGAAUUGUUACAAAGAACAGAAUCUUAAAGAAACAAAAUUAUAUCGAGCACGCUGGAUGCGAGAUGAGGCGAUGAUGAGAGAUGCUGAACGGACACCUCUUCCUAGUUGUAUAAGACUUAACGAGAUUUAUUCCCAUUAA